Molecule: messenger RNA, 7435 nt
Organism: Cynoglossus semilaevis (tongue sole)
Lineage: Eukaryota; Metazoa; Chordata; Actinopteri; Pleuronectiformes; Cynoglossidae
Gene: trpc7b
Product: transient receptor potential cation channel, subfamily C, member 7b
Exons: 16
Coding region: 1909-4932 (1007 amino acids)
Biological process (GO): regulation of cytosolic calcium ion concentration; calcium ion transmembrane transport; single fertilization
Cellular component (GO): cation channel complex; plasma membrane
Molecular function (GO): protein binding; inositol 1,4,5 trisphosphate binding; store-operated calcium channel activity
Source: RefSeq, a predicted model, not a curated record
GAACACAUAAUACAUUUUCGCAAAAUUAAAACCUCAAACCUAACAAAAUGAACAAAAACCAAAACCAAAACCUAAACCAAAACUAAAACUAAAACUAAAAACUAAAACUAAAACUAAAAACAAAAACAAAACAAACGUCUUUUUUGCGCAGAGUAAAGAGCCAAUGAGGAGACAGAAGAAGAGCCUACGUCUUCAAAGAAAAAUAAAGCUGCAUUUUACAGACAAUUCCACGAGUCCUACUUGAAAUAUGGAUUUAUUGGGACAGGUUGUUCACACACACCAAGGCUGCGCUGCAUAAUACGCAGUGAGUGGCGGCUUUCUAAUGAGGCAAUGAAGCCUUAAAAACGGCUUCGUCAUUUGGAGACCAAGAGUUCUGCAAUAAAGACAAGCGCAAAGUUAUGAGGACGCUGCUCCUGCAGAUCAGAUAUUUAAGGUGCUGUACAGUGAUGCAUCCCCCUCUCUGUUCCGCUAUAUGAGAUUCUCUCCUCUGUCUCAAGUGGAGGCCUGCGGAUUUGCCUGUGUACAAUUUACGAAGUCUGUCGAUGCCAGGGUUUCUUCCAACAGCAACAACUUGCUAAUUGGUGUCAGCUCAUCACUUUUGUUCUACAACUUCAGUGGACUUAGUACUCACACAAACACACACACGCAGGCUCACACAUAAUCCUUUUGAACACAGUAUCAGCACUGAGCUAAAGCUAAAGGAUUUAACCGUGUUGUGUUUGAUGGUGCCGUUGUUUACUUUGGUUAAAAAAUACCUUGAACGGAGUGGAAGUAGCCUUCAGCGUUGGUGCUCGGACCUUUAACAAGACAAGUGCUUGCAGUACAAACUUUUCGGACUCAUCCAGUCAGUACACUUCAUAUCCUUCACUUACAGUGAAGUGCCGGCCAAAAGGGCUCAGUCGCAGAGACUUUUCAAAAUCUUCUUGUUAAGAUAAAAUGAAGAGGGGAAACAUCAGUGCAACCGGGGCGAAACUGAACAGAAGUGACUCUGUGGAUGGAGUGGAAAAGUGAAUUUAAACGUCAGGAUUGUUGAAAACACUGGGGAGAAUUAGUAGAUUUUUAAUUGAAAAUUUAUAUUUAAUGGAACCAGAACUUCAGCAUUUGGGAUAAAGAUACUACAGCAGUACAGCCCUUAUUGGUUAUUAAGCCCUACAAGACACGCCCCAUCGUUGAGUUUAAUUGAUAUUUUAAAAUGCAUCUAUGAGCAGCACUGAAUACAUUUAGGUGUAGUAUAUGUUAACAAUAGCAUGUGAAUUGGCUGUGUAUUAGAACAACAAGAGGUGAUACUGUACAUGUGUUACAAACUUGAAUCUGAUUAAUUUCACAAACUAAUUAUCCUGGAUUAAUGCCUUUAUUUUGUCAGCCCUAGUUUUUAUAUAUGGUGUAUGCAUUAAAGUACCUUUAAUGCAUCAUCAGUUUGUACAGCUGCACCAUCAGUGGCAACAGUUUUCUAUGGUCUGGAUGUCAAAAAGGUAAGGAAAAUUGUUAAAAAAAACAUUUAUAAAAACAACAAACACAAUGUCUAAACGUGUUUUUCAACAUAGGGGUCGCAAUCCUGUGUGGGAUCACCUGGAAUUCAUUUGGGUCCUGAAAUCUCCAGUAAAAUGACUGUGAUCACAAGCCAAAAAAGAAUGACUUCUUUAAUUCACGAGGAAUGACAGUUUAUGGCCCACUCGAAUCAGAUAACUGAAUGAAAUCUCAGCAUGAGGCAGACAAGUGCGGCGAGGGCUGGCUCCCGGUGCGCGCACACGCGCCGCUCUCCAAUUAGCGCAGGGGGCUCAUGUAAAGGUGGAUGCUCGGGUCGUCGGCAGCAAACUUGUGGAGCUGAAACUUUGACAAAGACCUCGUCAAAUGCAUGUCACCCAGACGAAAUCGGCCUGAAAUACAUGUUGCGGUUGAACUCUUACCAUGUCUGACGAGGGAGAAGAAAGCGACAGCGGCGAGAAAGCGCAUCUCUCCGAGUCCCCCUCCCCACCUCCGCCUGUGCUUCUUCACCGAGGGUCUCCUUCCCCUCAGCGGCCCCUGGACCUCUUCUCCUCAGCCUCUCCGCUGCUGGAAGACACGGAUCCACCUUACCUUGCUACCCUGGAGUGUCUUCAGCCCUCUCCGGAGCACAGGGAGCCCGGGGACAGUGCGCAUUUUACACCUCCAAAGUUCCGCCAGCGCACCGGGGUCGGCGCUUCGCCGUUUCGUUCGCAGCAGGAUGUGCGGCUAGAUGCUGGCUCUGACUGCUACGAUGAACCGUUUCCUAAAUGGAGAGGACGAGGCGCUGAGCGCUUUCAGCACCGCGGACAGCGCCUGCCACGGGCCCCGGAGCUGUCGGACUUUAGGAACCACUUCACUGUGGACAACAUAGAGCCAGAGUUCAGCUCCCAAACCCGGCAAACGGUGGAGGCCAUGCAUCGUCGACACACCACACUGAGAGAGAAGGGGCGUCGCCAAGCAGUACGAGGCCCGGCCUACAUGUUCAAUGAGCGAGGCUCAGCGCUCACUGCAGAGGAAGAACGUUUCCUGGAUGCUGCUGAAUACGGGAACAUUCCUGUGGUCCGAAAAAUGCUGGAAGAAUCCAAAACAUUAAACUUUAACUGCGUUGACUACAUGGGGCAGAAUGCUCUGCAGCUGGCGGUUGGUAAUGAGCACCUUGAAGUGACCGAGCUGCUGCUGAAGAAGGAUGGCCUGGCCAGGAUCGGGGACGGCCUGCUUUUGGCCAUUUCCAAAGGUUAUGUUCGAAUAGUGGAGGCCAUUCUGGCCCACCCUGCCUUUGGGGGGGGGCUCAGACUCGCUUUGAGCCCCCUGGAGCAGGAGAUGCGAGAUGACGAUUUUUAUGCCUACGAUGAGGACGGGACACGUUUUUCUCACGAUAUCACCCCCAUCAUCCUGGCAGCCCACUGCCAGGAGUACGAGAUCGUCCACAUCCUUUUGACGAAGGGGGCACGCAUCGAAAGACCACACGACUACUUCUGUAAGUGCACGGAAUGUGUGGAGAAACAGAAGAAAGACUCCUUCAGUCACUCCCGCUCCAGGAUGAACGCCUACAAAGGCCUGGCCAGUGCGGCUUACCUGUCGCUCAGCAGUGAAGAUCCGGUUCUGACUGCUCUGGAGCUCAGCAACGAACUAGCUAGGCUAGCCAACAUCGAGACGGAAUUUAAGAACGACUACCGAAAGCUGUCCAUGCAGUGUAAGGACUUUGUGGUGGGUGUGUUGGACCUCUGUCGAGACACAGAGGAAGUGGAGGCCAUACUGAACGGUGAUGUUGACCUGUGCCCGCCAAGGCCUUACAACCGACCCUGCCUCAGCCGAAUUAAAAUGGCCAUUAAAUACGAAGUCAAAAAGUUUGUUGCUCAUCCUAACUGCCAGCAGCAGCUUCUGACUAUCUGGUACGAGAACCUGCCUGGACUGAGGCAGCAGUCCAUCGGCGUCAAGUGCUGGACUGUACUGGGCGUCACUGUAGGUCUGCCCUUCCUGGCAAUCGCCUAUUGGAUAAUGCCUUGCAGUAGGAUCGGUCAAAUCCUACGAAGCCCCUUCAUGAAGUUUGUGGCACAUGCCGUCUCCUUCACCAUCUUCCUGGGUCUGCUGGUCGUCAACGCAUCCGACCGCUUUGAGGGAGUCAAGAACCUGCCUAAUGAGACCAUCACAGACCACCCGAGACAGGUGUUCAGGGUGAAGACCACGCAGUUCUCCUGGACAGAGAUGUUGAUCAUGAAGUGGGUGUUGGGCAUGAUCUGGUCAGAAUGUAAGGAAAUCUGGAGCGACGGGCCCAGGGAGUAUGUGAUGCAUCUGUGGAAUGUUCUGGAUUUCGGCAUGCUCUCCAUCUUUGUGGCGUCCUUUACGGCGCGCUUCAUGGCGUUCCUGAAGGCGACCAAAGCUCAGCAGUAUGUGGACAUGCACGUUCCCGACGACGACAUCAGCAAUGCUUCGCUGCCUGACGAGGUUGCCUACUUCACCUAUGCCAGGAACAAAUGGCGACCGUCAGAUCCCCAAAUCAUCUCCGAGGGCCUGUACGCCAUCGCCGUGGUGCUGAGCUUUUCACGCAUCGCCUACAUCCUGCCUGCUAAUGAGAGCUUCGGCCCGCUGCAGAUCUCUCUGGGCCGAACUGUGAAAGACAUCUUCAAGUUCAUGGUCAUUUUCAUCAUGGUGUUCGUGGCCUUCAUGAUAGGAAUGUUUAACCUGUACUCGUACUACCUGGGAGCCAAAUACAACCCGGCCUUCACCACCGUAGAGGAGAGUUUCAAGACUCUCUUCUGGUCCAUCUUUGGUCUCUCUGAAGUAAUCUCCGUGGUGCUGAAGUACGACCACAAGUUCAUCGAGAACAUCGGCUACGUCCUGUACGGCGUCUACAACGUCACCAUGGUGGUGGUGCUGCUCAACAUGCUCAUCGCCAUGAUCAACAACUCCUACCAGGAGAUAGAGGAAGACGCAGACGUGGAGUGGAAGUUUGCUCGAGCUAAACUGUGGCUCUCCUACUUCGACGAGGGUCGAACUCUGCCCGCUCCCUACAACCUGGUUCCCAGCCCAAAGUCUUUCUACUACCUAGUCCUUCGCAUCAAGUCCUGCCUGAUCCGACUGUGCAAGGCCAACGGUCACCAUCAUGGCAACGAGCUGGAGAUGGGCAAGAUCAAUUCACAGACAAAGCAGGUCGAGUGCUUCAGGUCUUACCCGCGACCGGGAGAAGAGUUUAUCCCUCGGAAAUCUCGGAAACACCCGACUAGAUAUCAGAAGAUCAUGAAGCGCCUGAUUAAGCGCUACGUGCUGAAGGCCCAAGUAGACAGAGAGAGUGAUGAAGUCAAUGAAGGUGAGCUGAAAGAGAUCAAGCAAGACAUUUCCAGCCUCCGUUAUGAGCUCCUGGAGGAGAAGUCUCAGGCUGCCGGUGAACUGGCCCUGCUCAUCCAGCAACUUGGUGACAAAUUUGGCAGGAACACCAUGAGGCACUGACAGGAGAAACCAGAGAGGAAGAUGUGAAAGAGGGUGAAACAGUCACGAAGGCUAAAAGGUCUUAAGGUUUAAGGUCUUUACUGUAGAUGAGGGGGAGGAAGGAGGGACAAUGAAACAAGUUGGAGAAGCGAAAGCCGAGGUAAAAUUGCUAACUCAAGGUAAAAGGCGAGCGUUUGUAUAUGCAAUCACCAAUUAGGGAGACAUUUCUGAGGAAGAUAGCUGUAAGUGCUGGAGCAAGUGAGAAUGUGAGGUCAAAGGCGAAGAGGUGAAGUGUGUGGGGGCGUGUUGACAGUGGAGGUCUAAUUAAAGGCAGUGUCUUCAGAAGAGAGGGAUGGAAGACAGUGGCUCACAGGCUGGGUGGGAGAGCUGAGGGGGAGACUAGAAGGAGCUGAAGUGGUAAACAAGCACCAUGAGAUAUAAAGAGGACCCACAGGGCACAGCACCGCCGCUGCACAGCAACCACGGCCCCCCGUAUCUGUUGACAACUCUGAGGCAAAAGAAACGGCAAUCCAAGGAAGUGAUGACACAGAGAGGGCGUUUGAAGAAAAGUGAGGAGGACGAAGAGAAGAAAGAACAAAGAAAAGUAACAAACACAGCCACAGUUUUCACAUCAGAAAGGCUUUUGGCUUUUCUUCAAUGUCCUCUCUUCGACAUGACAGGCAGUGAACGUUGAUACUGAAAAGCCCUUUUACACAACAGGCGAUCUAAUUAACGCACCUCCGACCACAAUGCACAACCCUGACGCCACCAGUCAAAAAAUUCAGGAAAAUGCAAGGGAACGAUAAAGGAUUUUAUGCAUCGGUUGAAAAAUUGGAGACUCACCGUCCAUUUACCUUAAUGUCAGAUGAUCAGUUUCAUAUUCCUUUUUGAUGAUAUGAUGUGCACGACGGAAAUACAGUAGUGAAGCUUAUUUUCUUCAACAUAUUCUAUCAUUUACAUUCCCAGGACAGUACACACUGUACAAAUGCAAUACAAAGUAAAAUCUUUAGUUUGUUAAUUCAACAUUCUGUUAGCACCUGGGGUAAAAGUACAAAAGCUUUUCAACAAUAUUUACAGAAAUAAAAAAUGAACUUAUUGUGCAGUUUUCUUACACCAUGAAGGUUUCAGGUUACAAACCUCAUUGCAGAGUUCUAUAGGUAAUAUUGUCAAAGUUCAGGACAUCAUUAUUAUUAUUAUUUGCACAUUCUGGGCAGGAAAAGGCUGCUGAAUGUGCAUGACCGCUGACCCCUCAUCUGGUACUGCAAUAUGGGAGGUAGCCAUUGAAUCUUAGGAAUCAUUUGUCAAAUAAUUAAACUAUUAAUAAAAAAAACUCAAAAGCGCACAUUAUCUGUUACAUUAUAGGAAUGCAAGACCUCGUAGCUAUAUUGCAGUGAUUACCAACUGGCCGCCCGUGGGCCAAAUCCAGCCCAGUAAACCAUUCAUUGUGACCCGUGACUGGAUUUCAAAAUUGUGAGGGUCAAAGGGAAACAUGUUUGUCCACAAAAUUUCUGCCCCUCCGACAUAUAUACAUAGUUUUGACCCCGGCUUUAUUGACAUGAUGUCAAGCCUAACGGGCCUGCCUGCAGUCCAGAUUUCAUCUGGUGGUUAAACCUUAAACCGUAGUAAGUACUGACUGUUGAGUAGCUCUUGCUAUAAAUAAAAUCAUUUAUAGCUAUAUGUAAAGUACAGAUUUUAGUUUUUAUUGCAUUUCAAGAAAGUGUGCACACAUUUAUGGACUUAUGGAUGUUUUGUAAAAAGAACUGACUGUGAGAUUAAAAAAAACCAACAAAACGACAUAAAAACAACCAUGGCAAUAACCAGAAAGCAUUUUUUUUCAACUGGAAAAAAUUAUACGAUACCUCUGGAGCUGUUUAAAAUUGUAUCUUUCACACACAUUUGACCAGUUUUAAAAUAGCGAAAUUCAAAGCUGGUUUUCUCUUCUCUGUGCCUUUCCAGCACAAAGUGUCUCACGCUCUGCCUCAUUUUCUAAAAAGCAUCCCAAAGUGACAUGUCCCGGAGGAGUGGUGUUUACCAGACAUUUGUGAUAUGAGAAAAUCAUAGAGAGACACAAACAUGUCAUUUUUUUUUUUUUUAGAACAGCAACGCAAUCAAAUGGCUGUAAAACACAGGGGAUGGGGACAGAGGGGGUGUGAAGUCAUUUAAUGUCCUUUUUCCUUCUAGGGACUCAUUUGAUAAACUACAUCUGCUGAGCUUGAAUAGAUAAUAAUUACAUUUUAACUAAAUUAUUAUCAUGUGAAACUACUUCUUUGUGUAACUGCACUCCAUUGUGCAGAAUUAAAUUGUGAAUCUGAAACAAACAGUACAGGAAUGUGUCAAAUAGACUUGUGUUGUAUACGCGGUUAGACUGGCUCCAGAAAUCGAAAAAUAAUUUUGAAGGAAUUAGAUUUAGACUGAUCUCCCAACUGAAAAAUAGUUAAUGUUACCAUCACAUUUUCCCCUGAACAUUUGUCAUUUCUCUUCUCUGUUUCUUCUGGUAAAUCUAAAUCUAAAUCAUUUUCUUCAG